Molecule: messenger RNA, 1324 nt
Organism: Saprolegnia diclina VS20
Lineage: Eukaryota; Oomycota; Saprolegniomycetes; Saprolegniales; Saprolegniaceae
Exons: 12
Coding region: 70-858 (262 amino acids)
Biological process (GO): negative regulation of gene expression; positive regulation of translational termination; protein hydroxylation
Cellular component (GO): cytoplasm; nucleus
Molecular function (GO): sequence-specific DNA binding; histone H4R3 demethylase activity
Source: RefSeq, a predicted model, not a curated record
GACGACGACGGCGCGGUGCCGAUUAUCGAUGCUGCCGACUUGUCGUACGAAGCGUUCUGCGCCGAGUUUAUGGCUUGGAACCUGCCGGUUGUGAUCACCAACGUUGGCACCGACUGGCCCGCCCGCGUCGAGUGGUGUGACCGCUCCGGACUGCGUCUCGAAAUACUCAAGGCUCGCUACGGCCACGCGUUAGCUCCUGUUGUCGGCAAGUCUAUUGAAUACGGCGACGAGUCGCGAGAUGACGUUGCCGUUGCCACGUAUUUGGAUUGGCUCGCGUCAGGGCUGGCUGAGGCCGACCAGCUCUACCUCAAAGACUGGCAUUUCACGCGCGAUUUCCCAAAAGAUGCAAUCUAUACAACGCCCAAGUACUUUGCCGAUGACUGGCUCAAUUGGUGGUGGGACCAGAAAGCUGCUACGCUGCCAGCAACGUCCGUGGGGCUGGACGACUACCGGUUUGUGUACCUUGGACCUCGAGGCUCCUUUACGCCUCUCCACCAUGAUGUCUUUCAGUCGUACAGCUGGUCGAUCAACAUGACGGGGCAAAAAGAAUGGCUUCUGUUCCCGCCGUCCGAGACACCAAAGUUGCUCGACAAAUUCGGUCGUGUGGUCCUUUCCAAUUUCCAAGAGAUUGAUCCCGUCCGGUUCCCGCGCGCCCACACUGCCAAGCACUUGCGAGUGCUUCAGCCGCCGGGGGCAGCGCUCUUCGUACCGAGCGGCUGGUACCACCAAGUGACGAACACGGCGACGACGCUAUCGAUCAACCACAAUUGGUUCAACGCGUACAACUUGCCACUGAUUUGGGCGUACUUCCAAGAGCAACUUUUGGCUGUUGAGAGAGAAAUCGAACACUGCCGGUAGAUGUCAACUGACUUGACCAAGCAUAAUCGUUUGCGCAGGGAUGGCUUCGACUCGGACGCUGACUGGAUUCUCCACUGUCAGUUGCUGCUGCGUGCCAACAUUGGCAUGGACUUUAAGGAGCUACAUGCACUGCUGGAAGCCCGCGCGGCCAUCUCAACGGCGCCGUUUGACGUGGCGCAAAUUCAUGAAGUCCUCGUACCACUGCGCGUGCAUCCAGCAAUCAAGGGCACGUACGUGCAUAAAUAGUUGUUGAGGUAAUUAGUCUACAAAGAACGUUGCCACUCACAACGGCUCGAGGCCGAUCAUCUCCGCCGAGAGGUACGCGGACGACGCAAUCGUUGGGCGGGUUUCAACGACCCCGAGCUCUGAGAGUUUGUCGAGGAGCCCGAGCUCGGUAAGGAGCUCGAGCGCGUGGCUUUGGAUCGGCUGCAGGACGGGUGUGUCGUGGACACUGCCGCGCCGCAUC